This is a messenger RNA of Haemorhous mexicanus (house finch), 5354 nucleotides long. RefSeq names its product SMC5-SMC6 complex localization factor 2 (gene SLF2). Gene Ontology annotation, biological process: DNA damage response; positive regulation of double-strand break repair; protein localization to site of double-strand break. The record is from RefSeq and is a predicted model, not a curated record. The annotation marks the transcript as partial. Gene Ontology annotation, cellular component: site of double-strand break; nucleus. The transcript is spliced from 20 exons. Lineage: Eukaryota; Metazoa; Chordata; Aves; Passeriformes; Fringillidae.
AGGAAGAGCGGAGCCCGUUACGUCCCGCCCGUGACCUGCGGCCGCGCUGGGCGUUCCGGCCGUGUGGGGCGUUCGAGGCGCGCUCUUGGCGAUGCUGCCGGCGGCGGCCGCUCCCCUCCUCCGCUCGGGCCCCGCCGUGCCGCCCGUGCCAUGACCCGACAGCUCGGCGAGGGGCUGCCGUCUCCGGGCCCUCCCUUAGCCAUGUCCCGCCGCCAUGUUACGCCGGCGGCCGCGGGCAGAGAGGCGGCCCAGGACUGCAGAAACCAGUUGAUUACAGAGUUCUUCAAGCCAGUUUUAAGUCCAGACAGAACUGUGCUGUCCUCACCAGACAAAGGAAAUGUAAAAGAUGAAGGAAUGGGACUGUCAGUCUUAUGCACUGAAGGUUUUGAUAGGAAUUCAUCUUCUCCAAAGAAGGUCAGAAGAAAAAGAUGCCAGACCAAACUCCAAAUGAGUCCUGUGGGAAAUGGAUGUCCUGUAAGAAAAAUAAUGUCUUUUAGUUCAAGGGAGAUUGCCUCUGAUGACCCAUCUCAACCAAGGAUAACACAGGUUUUAGAACAUGAGGCAUCUUCUCCACAUGCAUUUAGAACAUCAUCUGAGAUGGCCUCUGGUGCACCAAAGAGCCCAGCUGUUCCUUCACACUUCUUUAAGGUGUCCUUUGGGCUAUCCAAACCAAGAGACUCUCCUGGGAAAAGAAAACACACUGCCAUGAGUGUGGAUGUAGAUGCUUCAGAUCAAUCUGAAGUGAAUGACUCUGCUUUUAGUAGAUCACCAAAAUGCAAAAAUUGGAGGCGUGGUUUUGUAAAAAAUAUCUUUUUAAAGUCUCCUCAUGAUGAUGUUCUGCAACUCAAGGAGCCUUCUGCCCUCUCUGGACAUGAUUUGACUCUUUCAGAGGAAUUCCUCAACUCGAGCAAUGAAAAGGACAAAAAUAAUUACUCCACUGUAGGUUUGUCAUCUUCAUAUUCUGCACACAGUCCUGCUAAAAAUAACCACAUUUCUGUUGUGGAUACCAAAGAGAAUCAAUUGCAGUUGGCUAACUCAUGCUUUUUCUUGGAAAAGUCACUUCCCUUUUCUCAGGAAAAAAGUACUGUGUUGCCUUCUCCCCACCACUUAACACAAACAAAAGGCAUGAAAUCCCCUCUCCAGGUUGCUGGCUUAUCUCAGGUAUUGGAUGUUAGGAAAGAGCAAGAUAAAAGACCAGAAAGACAUGAAUGGAAUAAAGGAUACAGUAUUCAACCCAGCAACUGUUUUUCAAAUACAGUCCCUGAGAUUUCUGAAAAUACUCCUGAUUCCUGUAGCAUGGAAAUCUCUGGGGAACUUGGACUGUCCCCAGAGACUGGCAAAAGUGUUCCCCCUUCAUUGCCUUUGGAAGAGUCUUUUGUGGACAGCAGCCAUGAGUCUUCACAACCCUCAGGAGAACUGGAAGUUAAAAGGAACUUUACACACAAGUCCAAGCUGAGCAGAAAAUGGCAAAGCAGCUCUGAGAGUGAAGAUGAUGUUUUGGAAUCCAUUCUAGUUGAUGAUGAUGAUGAUGAAGAAGAAGAAGCAUUAAUGCCACUGCAAAAAAUGCUCAGUUCAGAUCUCCAACCACAGGCAAAAAGAACCCUGGAAGACUCCUUUGACAGUGUUUCUCAGGACACUGUAACUCCAUUGCUGAAGUUUCAUCUUUCUAAGACUCCUAUUAUAAGCAAGGUGUCCUAUGUGAACAGCUUAGAUCAUCUCUUGAAGGAGAAAGAAGAAUCUAGAAGGUUAGAGGAAAUAGUGAAACAGUUACAGGAAGACAUAGAAAGAGAAGACAAGGCUUCAGAUGGAGAAAAAGAGGACAAUGCCAGUGGAGAUGAUCUCUUGGAAGAACACAGGGCGUUUAUAAAGAGAUUUUCGGUAGCAAAUUAUGUCAUACCUGACAAACACCCUGGAGAAGAUUUAUUUGAUUUAUCAGCUGCUGGGAAAAUCUUCACUCAACAUAACCUUGACUUGAGGAAUUUUCAGUUUGUCCCUCAAAAUCGUAUAGAAUAUCUGCUUCUGAAUUCUAGUAUAACACAGCAGCUUUUUUUAGUUGUUAAUGGCAUUCUAAGUUCUGCUUACCAUGACACAUCUUGUCCCAUACCAAUUCUGAAGUGGCUGUUCCAGAUGAUGUCUGUUCAUCCUGACCGCUGUGUUUCCACCAAGAUCUUAGACAGAUUGAUGGAGUUAUCACUAAAAAACUCUUCCAUCAGUGAUGAGCAGCUUAAACCAUGGAUUCCUUCAAUAGCUGAUAUAUCAACUGUUUUUGUCAAUAUGGGUGUUGGGUUCAGAUCUCUCUUUCCAUUGCAACAUCUUCAACCCCCCUUCAAUGAGCAUGAUAUUUUAAAUCAGGUGCAAGAAUCAGUGAGUCAACAACGAACAAGAGGAGAUGUAGCUACUGCCAGUCCAGUGUUCCACAGUCUACUUGAAAACAAUUUAAUUAAUGUGAUUAAGUUUCUAGUUUUCUGUACAUCAGUAAUUCACGAUGGAUAUACUGACCAAGAAAUAUGGCUGCUGCUUAUAUUGCUAUUUAAAAUAAGCUUGGAGAAACAGUUAAAACCUUUUCUGAUAGAUUUUCAGUGCCUUUUUUUCAAGCUUCUGGUGAAUAUAAAAGACUGGGAUACAAAGAUGCCUGAGCUGUGCCUGUCAGUGAGUGAGCUCUCCAGCAAUCCCCACAACCUCCUGUGGCUGGUUCAGCUGGUGCCCAGCUACAUCGCGCGCGGACGGGAAGUAAAAAGGCGCCUUAGCCUAGUGAUAAUUGCAAAAUUCCUUCAUAAGAAGCAUGUAGAAAUACCUGAUGACAGUGAUAAGCAGAUGUUUCUUCUGCAUCAGUUUCUGGUGUGUAUGAAACCUUCUUAUCUACUGAAGAAGAGGAGGGAGAUGAGACAAGGGCAGAAGGAGCAUAAAGAUGAUGAAGUUCAUGCAGAACUAGAACAUGAGGUAUACUACCUAAUCUAUGUCCUCCUUCAUCUAGUCAGUGAAGCCAGUUUCCUUGAUGUUGUAAAUUCUAGUCAAAGGCAACACUUACUGAAGCUUUGUCGUGCCUUAGAUAAGCACGUGAAAGGUGAUAUUAGGGAAGAUGCAAGAAUGUUUUAUCGGUCUAAGGUAAAAGGCUUGGCUGCUAGGAUAUAUGGGAAAUGGCAGGAUGUGAUACAAACCACUCGGCUUACUCAGGGAAAACUGCAUGACUUCUGGGAGCCAGAUUCAUGAAAUCUCUCCUAGGUAAGGGAAAAUAGCGGAAACUGAAAUCAAGGAGGAUGUAGAAUGAAUGGAGCUUCACCUUAUUUGGAACAGAAGAAAUCAGUCACCUGAGUUAGAACUUGAGCUUGAUUCAGACAAGCUCUAGACACAUGAGAAUCUGAUUUGACUAACACUGUUUUUUACUACAAAUACUCUACUCCUGAAAAAUUGAAGUGGAUCAACUGAAAAAAACCCAGCUGUUCCUAUAGCCCUAUCAGAACUGGCAAGAAAUAUUUUACUGUAUUGAAAGCUGAGAGAAGUUUUCUUGUUUCCCUUGUUAAUUACAAGACCUAUUUGAUAACAGUAAGUAUUUAUUUUCUUGCCAGCACAUACCUACAAGCAUUGUUUUAGGUUGGCUGGGAAAGAGCUGCCCUGUGACAUGAAAUGUGAGAUCAGGAGGAGUGUUAGACCUGUUGUGAGCAGGUGAGGAAGUGGUUCAUAUGUGGGCUGAGUCAUGGUAAUCUGCCAAGCAGAAUUGGUAUGAACAUCCAGUGUCUUUUAAAAAUACAAAAUACAGCAGUUGCACCUUCUUUCAAUGGAGAAUAAAAUAUCAUCUCAGUGGAGAUUAGAGAACAGCAUUUGGCUUACCUUUGUAAAGACUGUGAAAGCCAUAUGAUGACUGAAUUCCUUGGUGUGAAGUCCUGCUGCACAGACAAUAUGUGCUCAAAGCUUCAGGAGCUGUUUAUGAAAUAAUCAGAGGAAGGUAUGAUCUCCUUUUGUGUUCUCUGUACAAAAGCUAUCACUUAAAUCUUACGGUGUGGUUUGUCUGUAGAAUGGAUGUAAUAGGAUGAAAAAGUUCAGUUAUUGGGUAGAAACACCAAUGGGGAUUCCCAUAAUAAGAGAUUUUUAAUAACAUCAACAUGUGUAUUUUAUAAUACUGUUUUGUUUUAAUUCCUGUAGAUUACCCUGUCUUGUAUGGAAUUCUCUAUGAUAAGAAUGUAAAAUAAAGCUUAAAAAACCUGCCAACUACAAAACCUUCAAAUUUAAUGAUGUGUAUUACACAUAAAAGAACAGCUAUAGAAUGGACACAUCUUAGAGGAAAUCUAUUAGAUUUGCAAAUUCAUACUAAAUGGUAUUUUUUUCAAGUGUUACACUGUUACAUCAAUGACAUCUUUUGCUCUUUGAUAGCUCGUCUGCCUCCCCUCUCGUAACAGUUGCUUACUCUGAUGAAUAUAUUGUAUGUAAUUUUAUUAAUGUUUUUAAUUUUUUUUCACUAAUAUUGUAUAAAGGUAAAAAAAAUGUGGAAUGUUUACUGUAUUUAAUGUGUAUAUAUUUUCUUACUGUGUAAAGUUGACAUUGCUGGCCUGUAUAUUUUGAAGAAGAAAAGGGGAGGAGCUUAGAUGAACUGCUUUUGUACUGCAGUUCAAAGCAUGUUGAAACUGCUGAGGGUUUUUCCACACAAAAUAGCCACUUUGAUAUUUACUUUCAUUUAACAGAACAAUGAAAAAAUAAAACCAGACACUCAUUUCUAGUUAAAUGUCCCCAGAGAAAAUGGGCUCUAUUUCACAAAAAACAAAUGGCCACAGGUCCUGUUUUAUUCUUAUGGCAGAUGCUACAAUUCUUGGUUUCACAGCUGAUUAGCUCACUAUAGAUGGAGACAGUUUUGAAAUCAUUCUCAGCUCAGCCAGUCCUGUGUUUUCAUGCUUAAUGCCUGUUCCAGCACUAUCACUCUUCCCCCACUCCUGCUUGGUCUGGACUUCUCUUCCAUCUGUUCUGUAGCUGAGGAGUAAUUCCUCAAGAGCUAGGUGUGGGUUAAAUUGGUGCUCAUCAGAAUCCUUACAGAGAUGAUUCCCAAGCAUCACUGCAGGGUCUUUACAAGAGGGUCCAGGCAAUGAAAUAGCAAACCUGCUGCCCUUGUGUUCUGCCAACUCAUUUCUGUCCCUCAGCCAGGAUUUACAUGCACUGGAAAAGGCUGUUUCCUUGUCCUGCAAAAGGUUGUUGCACACGAAAGGUCUUAACUGCUUUGGAUGUCUUCAGAGAAGCAUUUUGCACUUGAGGUCUAUCUUUUGAUACUGUGUUGGCUAUAUUGAGAGCCCUAUUAUCACAUUUCAUGUGGAAGUAGGUGCACUUUAUUGCAGCAAUAACAGAAAAAAUUAAAGUCUGGUUGUAAAAUA